Messenger RNA from Mercenaria mercenaria, 5183 nucleotides. RefSeq names its product cdc42 homolog. The coding region runs from base 180 to 755 and encodes 191 amino acids. Lineage: Eukaryota; Metazoa; Mollusca; Bivalvia; Venerida; Veneridae. The record is from RefSeq and is a predicted model, not a curated record. The transcript has 5 exons. Gene Ontology annotation, molecular function: GTP binding; GTPase activity. Gene Ontology annotation, biological process: small GTPase-mediated signal transduction.
GCAUUUGGAGUGUUCGUUCUAAAAAUAGAUUUCUAAAAAUAGAAAACAUAGCAGGAAGGAAGCUAAGCAGGAAUACGCACGCGCAAUCGCAGUAUCCGGUAUCCACCGUGAAUAAUUUGACAGAAAUUGAGCCUACACCCUGUGAAUUUUUUGAAGGUUGAGGUCUUUAGAAAUAUAUAAUGCAGACAAUCAAGUGUGUGGUUGUUGGUGAUGGGGCUGUUGGUAAAACUUGUCUCCUGAUCUCAUAUACAACAAACAAAUUCCCAUCGGAAUAUGUUCCAACAGUGUUUGACAAUUAUGCUGUUACUGUUAUGAUUGGAGGUGAGCCGUAUACCCUUGGUUUGUUUGAUACGGCGGGACAGGAAGACUACGACAGGCUGCGUCCCCUCAGUUACCCACAGACAGAUGUGUUCCUAGUCUGCUUCUCAGUCGUAUCUCCAUCUUCAUUUGAAAAUGUGAAGGAAAAGUGGGUACCUGAAAUUACACAUCAUUGUCAGAAGACACCAUUCUUGCUAGUUGGAACACAAAUAGAUUUACGGGACGAUGCAUCAACUAUAGAGAAAUUAGCAAAGAACAGACAGAAACCAGUCUCAUCAGAACAAGGGGAGAGAUUGGCUCGUGAAUUAAGAGCUGUGAAAUAUGUAGAAUGUUCUGCUCUAACACAGAAAGGACUGAAGAAUGUAUUUGACGAGGCAAUUUUAGCAGCACUUGAGCCCCCAGAACCACAGAAGAAAAGGAAAUGCGUACUACUUUAAUACAGAAAUGUUUUUGUGUUUAGCAAUUUCAAUUACUAUCUCAUUAUGACACUUUUUAAACUAGAGGAUUUUUGUAAUGUCAGAAUAUUCAGUGAUUUAUUGCAUUGAUAAGUAAUGGGGAUUGAAAUAAAAAAUAGGUGAUGAUGGAUAAUUGGCAGUGUAAUUUGCUAACCUAUUCUGUGUCCAUUCAGCUUCUAAUUGCAGGCCUAAUAUGAAUAUAAAUCAAAAUAAUUAACACUAGUAUGCCAGUUACAAAUGAAAUGUAAAAUAUAAACUCAUAAAAUGAUGAAUUAGGAGCAUUAUUAUAUCUACAGAAGUGAAACAUUCACAUAUAUACAUGUAUGCCAUCAUCAGUUUGUGAAAGUUUUGGAUCUUGUAUCAGAAUUCCACAGCGUGCUGUCACACUAUCAGAAGCAAUAUGGUUCAUUUUUAAUGUCUUUUUCAUGGUUAAGUUGAUUCAAGAUAGUGGUAGCGAAAACUUGUUUCUAGGUCACAUAUAUGUGGAACAGCUUAUUCUGAAUCUAGGAGUGGGCAUUCCUUUAUUGAAGGUAUCAGGCUUAUGUUUGACUUCGUUGAGUAUUAUUUAUAUUAAUAUCGGCAUAUUCCCGGAAUUUUGUGACUUUUCUUUUUUAACACCGACAAUUUUCCCGUAGCUUCUGAGUGAAGUUGUAUGUGCUGGUGUUUGGAAUGAAAAGCACGUAAAAUGCAGUUAUUUCACGAAGUUUGUAAAUGCCUCUUUAAACUUUCAACAGUAUGUGGGAAAACAUCAUCACUUCGUUUUUUUCCUGUCUGACUAAUUGAUUAAUUCAUAUUAAUCAUGACUUGUGUCAUCAGACAUUCUUCAUAUUUGAAGUAUGUGCACAGAAGCCUUAAAUAUCUCCAUUCUUGUUAAAGUCAUAGUGUUAACUUACAUUAUUUAUAUGUUUAAAAUACUUAAAUGUUAUUAAAGAGCCUGUUUUAGUCAAGGUUGCUAAAAAAAAAAAAAGGUGUGGGGAGGGGAGAGAUUGGAGUUUAAACUUAAAUUUGCUUUUUCUUAGGAUCUCUACUUUUUGAAAAUAAGGAGUUUUUUUGGAUAUGAAUGCUCCAACCAUUUUACUUCAGAUUAUAAAGCUGGUUGCUUUGAGUCUUUGUUUUUUCACAGGAUUUAUGGUACCACUAUGUGAAAAGAAGCAUCAGUAAUUGGAAACCAAAAUUGACUAUUAAAUUUGAUUAUGUAUUAGUUAGAAUCCCCAUGUACAAAAAAUUAAAAACCAGAAUUGGAAGCUGAAUUAUUUACACACGCUUCAAUUUGUUAAACAAAGGAAAUUUUAUUUCCCUAAUUUUCUGUGCAUUUAUGAUUUUGUGUGACUGAGAACUGAAUGCAGUGUGUUUGGAUAUGAAUGACAUUAACCUUUAGUCUGCUAGUGGCAAGUGAUCUUGCCUUUGCGAGCAUUGCAGACUAAGAUCAUGGUCUGUACUGUUCGCUAUUCAGUCAUUAAUUUUUCAGUGAACACCCCUUCAAAUGAUAAAUGCUACUGCCCUAAUUGAAUGAUGGACCAGCCUAUUUUAGAAAUUUAUCAGGUUAAAGGUUAAAAAUGUAACCUUGAUAAUAUAAGGAUUUUUAUGGAAGGUUAAACUAGGUAUGAUUGUCAGUAUUUUUUAAAAAAUAUACACAUAGUCAUUUUCUCUCCUAAAGUUUGGAAUCUGUAAAACACAGUGUUUUAAAUAUAAAGCUACUGUGGUUGAAACAUUUUAUAUGUUAUUUAGUAAUUGCUUUGUAAGUGUUUUGUGACGAGAUAUUUGAUUGUGUCAGUAUUUUAAGUGAUAUAUUUCUAAGAGAAAAAAAUGCGAAUAAAAAAACCCCUAUUGUUAGACUAGAUGGAAAGCUUUAGAUUAUCAUUGUGGAUGAAAAGUUUUACACACAAAAAAAGGAACAAAUAGAAGUGUACUUAUAUUUGACUUUCUUGUAUAUUUUGACACAAUAUAUCAGAUGUGCUUCUUAGAAUGCCUAUUUGUGCUACUGUAAACUCUGCAUGAUAAAACUUUUGAACAUUCUAAAAAAAAAAAAUGAUAUAAAGGUACUGGACCUAUAACGACAAUUUCAGUACGAUUCCAUAUUCUUGACUUUUCACAAGAGUCUAUCAGCGGGUGAAUGCUGAAAUCCCAUAGGAAGACUAUGUGAUCAAGUGGAAUUUGGCGACUGUCUUUAUGGGUCCACUACCAAAAUAUAAAAAAAGACGGAACUGAUACCUACAUGCCUUCCUGUAAAUGUCUCUUAGCUUUGACUGUGUUUGAGAAAAAGUUCUGUAUUCUGUAAAUUAACUUGAACUAAAUUUCUAGCUUUUAUAUUCUUCUUAAAUUAUAUUUGUCUGAUGGAGUGAGAUUUUUGUGUUUGUGUGUAUGUGUAAUCCAAAGAAUAGCAAAGUUCAAAUAGUAUUUUCAUACAUUCACCUAGAAUACAGAAUCAUAAUUAUGAUUGUAUGUUUCAGAGAUAUAUUUAACAGAACCGUUACCAUAGAGAUUUUUAUAAACGAAAUGUAGCCAGUAUGGUGGAAAUAUUUCAUUUUGUGAGUGAUAGCAUUAAGAAUAUUGUAUCUGAGAGGAUUAAGAGACAGUUAAAGAGUGUUGGUUACAAUUUGCACUGUUCUACCGAUGUGCUCAUUGUUUAACAGGUCUGUAUAUCACUGGGCAAUACAUGUGUUUGUUUUUUUUCUUGUAUUGUCUCAAUGUGUAAUAUGACUUUUUUCUGUUCUUGUGAAAAGUAAGUUUUACAGCACUAUAUAAUGUCAGAUUGACUGUAUAGGUUAAAAUCAGUGCGACUUAAAAGUGUGAUCAAUCAAAAGUAGAUUUAUUUAAAAGUGGCCAUGUUUUAAAAUUGUCAAAGAAAAUUUGUUGCCACAAUGAAUGGCCUGGUAACAGAUCGUCAGUAUGUUGUAUUUAUCUGCAGCAGUAUGACAGAAUUCUGGAUUUAAUACCGAUCCAUUUAUAAAAUAACAUUUAUUUACAUAACAGAAUUAAGCAGUUCUUUUAUUUACAUAACAGAAUUAAGCAGUUGGCUGUUUUAAUGAAUACUUGAUUGAAGACGGGAUUUUAUGUUGCAAAUCUUUAAUAAUCCGGUAUCUCUGCAACCAGUACUUGAGUGUCAGUUGUAAAGUAGAUGUGUAUAUUAUUGGUGUUAAGAAUUUCAAAUGGAAAUGCUACUAUGUUUCUGCUAUUUUAAGUGGGUUUGAGUGCUGAUUAUGUCUAAAAGUCCUUAUUUUUAUACAUUAUAGUAUUUUGAGUUAUAGACUAUAUAAUUUAUGUUACUUUGAUAAUUUGUGUACAAAACAUGUGUAUUAAAGUCAUUUGCAGUAUGUACAGUGUAGUAGUUUAGUGGUAUAUUAUUAUUUUUGUGUUUUACUCACUAUGCAGUUUUCGUAAUUAUUCAGUCACAGAGUACAACUUUUUUCUUUUCCUUUGAAUUUCUGAAAUGAACCAUGUUUUUUCCAUGGCAUUCCUUAGUUUAUACAGUUUUUUUCGUUUUUCGUUGAACUAAGGUCUGCAGCAUUGUGCGGAUUCGAAAUAAAAUCACACAGAAUGUGGUGCAUACAUCAUAAAUCUAGCUACCUUUUGUCUUGUAUAUUACCGACAGAAUUCUUUCUAAAACUGAUAUUAUGUAUUUAUUUGUUACUAGUGCUUUAUGGGAUAGAAAGCCAAUUCAUUGGAUACAUACAUUUCUGUAAUGCGUGGCAAAGCUUUGCAGAAAAUGUUGUAAUUAAAUUUGGCAGACAAUUAAGGCAUUGAAGAAAAUCUGACAUGCAGAAAAAAAGUCGUUUUACUGUAAAAACUAACAUUUUAAGAGGGAGUUCCUCACAUGGACACUGAUGCUAAAAUGUGAGAAAUGAGUGUUUGACUUUGUUCUUUAUAAAAAAUUAAAGAAAAUUGAAUGACUAAAAAGUUCCAUUUUUAACUUACAGGUAGUUGUGUUAUUUCAUUUGAAUAAUUAUAUGUAGAAAGUGAAAGGCCAUCAUCCAUUGUGAAGUACUUACAGAAAAAAAAUCGAGAAUCGGGUUUUAUCAAACUGUAAAGUUAUAAUGCAUAAAUUAUGCAUAUGAAUAUGUAACAAGGAAUCUCUGUGUAAAUAAGUACAACCUUUACUGGGAAUGGGUUUUAUAGGCUCGACAAAGGGAGACUAAUACUUAAAUAUUUCAUUCUAAAGCUUACAAUAGUUUAACCGCAAAAUAUAACCAUGUUUAUAUUUUUUUGCUGAAUCCCAUAGCAGUUGUUGAUGUAUGUCAAUGAGUGAUUUGUAGUAAUUGUAAGAAGGUAAUGUACAUGUAUUAUUUCAUGCUCUUACUCUUUCUUUUUAAAUGUUCAUUAAACAUUUGCUGGUGUACAUAGGACUUGCCAAUUACUGCUAAUAUAUUCUGUACAUUUUUCUUACUCAUUAAAACAUACCUUCAAAGGAAA